AGUUGGAUGUUGUUUCCAGAGGCAGAGUGGGAGAUCAGCGCGGCACGGUGCGGCGGCGGCACACUGCUCGCAGCAUCCUAGGAUUUUACACUUGUUGCUCGCUGGCCAGAGAGUUGCACCGCCGUCCGUAAUCGCGCCGAGAGUGCAGUGUAUGCACUUGUCGUCCGGUGUGGUGAGGCGGACAUGAUCCGCGUCCGACACUGAGAUGCUGGCCUACCAGAGCCACCAGCACAAAGGGGGCGGCCGCCCCCUCAGCGUCGUCGGCCUCCACCUCAAGCAGUGCAAGCGUGUCGCCAAAAACAGACUGUUCGGCGUGCAGGGCGCCGCGGAGCGCGAGUGUCGCCGCCGCGACGCCGGUGAAUACGCCGACGACAAGCGGCUGUGCGGAAACACGGACACGCUGCCCGUGCAGAUGCUCAUCUCCGAGAAGGGACACCUCAACCACGGUCGGCUGGCGGUGUUCCUGCUAGGGUUAUUCACUCUGAUUUGCGGCAUCGUGCUCUCUUCGAUACCUUGGGUAGACUAUUUCAUCUACAAAAACUUAAGAUUACGAAACGACACGAUCAGUUUUCAUUACUGGCAGAAACCAGGAGUCACGAGACUGACCAAAAUAUACAUUUUUAAUGUUACCAACCCCGACGGGUUCCUCAACAAUGGCGAAAAGCCACGGCUCAACGAAAUUGGGCCUUUUGUGUACAGAGAAAAUAUGGAGAAGGUGAACAUAGUGUUCCACGAGAACGGCACCCUUUCGUUCCAGCACAAGAAAAUCCUGCAUUUCGUGCCGGAAUUGUCGGUCGGCAAUCCGCACCAAACAGUCGUUGUGCCCAACAUACCUCUUUUGACGCUGAGCUACCUGAGCACCAGCCUGCCCAAGUUGAUGCGGCUGGGACUGAGUUUAGCGAUACGCACCAUGGGAAUCAAGGCGUUCGUCGAGGUCACGCCCGAACAGCUGGCCUUUGGAUACGACGACCCUUUGGUCAUGCUGGCCAACAAGUUCUUCCCCAAACACCGCAGGCCCAUGCGCCUCAUGGGGCUCCUCUUGGGGCGAAACGGCACGCUUAGCGACGUGUACAACAUUUUCACGGGGCACACAAACAUGACCGAUUUCGGCCUGUACGACCGGCUCAACGGCCGCAGCGAACUGCCUCAGUGGAAACAAGCGCCGUGCAACACCAUCCGACACGCCAGCGAGGGCUCGUUUUUCCCGCCAAAGUCCGUCACCAAAUCCGACCUGCUCUACGUCUAUGACAAAGACCUCUGCAGGGCCAUCCCACUCAGGUACCGAAGAGACACAGCCAAGGACGGCAUUUUGACCGGCCUGUACACGCCAGACGAUGAGGCGUUCGCCGCCGCCGCCGAUUACCCGGACAACAAGUGCUUCUGUCCGGAGGGGGAAGCCUGCGCCCCGGAAGGCCUGCAGAACAUCAGCCCCUGCCAAUACCAGGCACCAGUCUACCUUUCAUAUCCCCAUUUCUACAAAGCUGAUCCAAAGUUGCUGGCCGCCGUCGAGGGCCUGGAGCCUGUCAAGGAGCUGCACGAGACUUACUUCAAAAUCCAGCCGAAAUUGGGUGUCACCCUGGAGGCGAGUGUCAAAGUGCAGCUCAACCUUAAGGUGGAAAAGCAGUCGUUCAUCAACGCCGUUGCCAAAUUCCGUUCCAUCAUGUUCCCCAUUAUUUGGGCAGAAGAGGGUGUGAAAGAGGUGACGCCCGAGAUUCACCGGUGGGUGUACCUGGCGACGACCUUCUCAGACAUCGCAGUGCCGAUUUUCUCGUACGGCAUGGCGCUGAUCGGCUUCUUCGUGCUGGCGUGCUCGUGCGCUCGCGCCUACCGCAAGGUGAUUUUCAGCAAAGCCAACAUCGAGCGAGGCAAGGAGAAGUUCCGCAGGGGCAGCGAGUUCAUCAUCCACAACCAACACCGGCUGAUGAUCGUGCGCGAGUCGUACUCGCUGCUCGACCCACCGCCGCAGGCCCGGCCGCCGCCGCCCAACGUCGAUCCAUCCGCCGUGCCGUGCCUCUACGCGCCGCAGUGAAAUUCGCGUCCGACCAGUGCUCGCAGCUAAAAAUUUCGCCAGUAAAAAGCAAGCCAUUUCGGUACAAGUCCUUAUGUGUUCAAAAUUUUUAUUACAGCCUUUGUCCAGGAAAGGCAGGGGUUUGAGGAUCUUGAUGGAAAUUAUUUUACUGAAACUAGGCCCUCUUUGACCGAUAACGCCAUUGAAAAGCCCUCAAAAUUCAAAUUUUUGCGGGUUAUACGUUUUACUGGAGUCCAAAGAUGAAAACCUGAGGAUUUGGAGCAAUCCCUUGAAAAUAACACAUUGGAAUUUUUAAUUUUGAUACUGCCAUCUCGUAGUGCGUAAAAAUUUUGUUAUAUGAAUCACAAUCUGAAAUGAAGUAUGUCUAAUUUAUUUAUUAAAAAAUAAAAACUACAAAAUUAGUGCUUUUUGCUUUUUCUGGUUUUAAAAAACUGUUUAAACGCCCAAGCCGGAGUUUUCUCUGUGGCGUAUUCGGUCAAAUAGGGUAUAUUUUUAGUAAAAAAUCAACAAAACUCUCAGACCUCUACCAGAUCCAUGUAUCUGUCCUGGAGAGGCUCAUUGUUCAUCGGGAGCACUGCUUUGAUGGAAAGAGGGCGGGUGGUUUUCUGCGUGUGCGAGACACGCAAGAACUUUUGCCACAUUACUCCAUGUUCCUAGAACAUUAUAUAUUUCUCAUCUAGCGCCAAAAGAGACGAUUUUUUGUCGGUCCGUGUUCAUCGCGACUGCAUUAAUUGGCGUCUCCGCCGUUUUUACCCCCUCAUAGCCGGUCCGAACCAAAAUUCCCAACUUUUGUUUUUGGCAUUUUGCCUCUGUUUCAUUCUUAUUUGUUUACUAAUUGUUCUUGCAGCAGCGUCUGUGAUAAUAGUGUACUCAUGUAAAAAGCAAGAAAACAAGAGCAGCAGUUGAAUCAUAAAAUUCCAUUUGCUCAAAGUGUUGCAUUAUAUUCAAAUAUGUGUAAAAGGCGAUGCUGCCGGUCUCGCCUUGCUUGCAGCUCCCUGCGUGAUGUGUAUAGAAAGGAAAACAAAACUCAAAUCUGCAAAUCGCCGGUUCAUUCUUCAGGAGACGAAACAGCGUUGUUUGUUUCAUUAAAUAGCAUUAUUUAGCUUGCGUGUAUUCCCAGUUAUGCAUGUGUAUAUAUCAGUUAUUUUAUUACUGUGGAUUUAGCAUCUAAAAUUCAUCUGUACAUACAUAAACCUUUCAAUAAUUAAACACGUGUUUCUAAACAAAACGCUCAAUUUUUAUAUCUGAAACAUAAUAAAAUAUACACAACAAAUUAAUCUACAGAAA
Messenger RNA from Cloeon dipterum, 3316 nucleotides. It is a transcript of the gene dsb, whose product is annotated as debris buster. Lineage: Eukaryota; Metazoa; Arthropoda; Insecta; Ephemeroptera; Baetidae. The transcript is spliced from 10 exons. The coding region runs from base 206 to 2029 and encodes 607 amino acids. Gene Ontology annotation, molecular function: scavenger receptor activity. The record is from RefSeq and is a predicted model, not a curated record. Gene Ontology annotation, cellular component: cytoplasm; membrane.